Oikopleura dioica is the source of this 558-nucleotide messenger RNA. The record is from the annotation of a GenBank genome assembly. Lineage: Eukaryota; Metazoa; Chordata; Appendicularia; Copelata; Oikopleuridae.
AUGCUAGCUCGAAAGGCAAUCCAGCGAUUGGCUGUCCGAAACGGUGGUGGUGGCCUCAAGGCUGUUCCCACUGAAGACAAGACUGUCGUCGAAGCCCGAGAUGCUCUUUACAAGCAGAUUCCCACCGAGCUCCCCGGCACUGGAUUCUUCAAGACCCGACCCGUCUUGACCAACCAGGACCAGAUCGACAUGUACGGUCCCACUUCCCUCCGAAAGUUGGAAUUGGAAGCCAUGGAAGCCGGCUUCGAUCUUUUCUCCUCCUACGAUGACAACACUCCCUACGUCCAGAAGGGAGAAGGCACCAUCGACAACCCCUACAUCGUUCCUUCCCGAAACGUCGGACGAGUCGUCAUGCUCGACGAAACCGAUGAAGCUCCAGGUGUCCAGGGAAUCGGUAUUCCUCGACUUGUCUUCUGGGUCUGGCAGGACGGAGAUGGUCACUCCCCCAACGGAAUGACCCGAGAUCCUUGGUUCGGUACCUACUGGAAGCUCGAGAAGUGGGACAUGCCCGAGAUCGAAAUCGCCGCCGUCCACUCCCACGGCGAAGCCGUCUAUUAA